This is a messenger RNA of Rhagoletis zephyria (snowberry fruit fly), 2317 nucleotides long. RefSeq lists its product as uncharacterized. The record is from RefSeq and is a predicted model, not a curated record. Lineage: Eukaryota; Metazoa; Arthropoda; Insecta; Diptera; Tephritidae.
UCAUUACGUAGUUGUUAGGAUGAGGGCGGCGAAAAUCCUCUGGCUGAACCCUCCGAGAGGGUGCCGCCUGGGCAAUGGCCUUGUACAACUCUUCUCUAACCGGUGACUUGUCGGAGCGUGCGAGCAUCGCACGACAAGUGCUGAGAAGAGAGCUUUGUAGAAGGCUAGCAGAGGCUGUCGUACAAGCAUACAUGUCUUGCUUUCGUGUCACAGCUGAAGCUGGGGAUGUAUGAGUGGCUACAGCUAUGGUCAGAGGUGUCUGGCGGCAGGCAAAAAACGCUAAGGGUGGGUUCCCUGAAUUAAAAAAAAAAAACCAAAAUGGAAGUACAACGACAAGUAGAAGAUCGGGUUGGGAUAUCAACCCAAACGUCGGUGGGAGAUGUGAUUGCUACCACCGGCGGGCGCGCAGUAGGAGUACCUAAUUCUCCGCAGCGUGUCGCCAGCGGUCACGCCUCUGUCAGGGUGGAUGCAGGCUCUGACAGUUGUAAUGCGACUGUCAAUGACACCGAAAUGCAAGCAAGUAACGAUGAUUCUUCGGUUGACUCGCCCAUAGACUUUGAAAGCUUAGAUAGAGGUCCAAAAGCUGGGAAAGCGCCUACAAAGUUCCCAGUAACUACAAGCUCAAGCAAAGAUCCUGCUAGCGAGUACAGGGUGCAGCAAGGACCCACCAGGCAAGGACGUAGAGCUCUCGCUAAAUAUAAGGCAGCAAUCAGGAAAACAUUGCUUCACGGUGGUAAUCACACUCUUACGAGGAAGGAGCGAGAGGCAAUUGCGAAAAGUAGAGAAUACUUUUCAAAAAACCCAAGGUUUGAACCAGAAGACCCCAAUUUCGUUAACUGUAUUGAAGAAAACGUUACAAAACGCUUCAGUGAGAGCCUUUUAAAUGAUAUCGAACAAAAUGGUAGUGAGAAACAAUUGAAGAUUUUCGAAGAAACCACUACGAUGCGUUUUAAAAAAAGAAAACCACAGCAGUACGUAGGAAAAGAAAGGCAUGUGGUGCAUAAGCGUGCUCGUCCACAAACACUUGUCACUACAGACGACCGACCAACCUGUUCCAAGAAGGCGGUCAAAGACCCCGAGGUGGCCAAACAAGAUUUUAUCGUGGCACUGAUCGACCGCAGCCAUCCGGGUGGAGAGAUCACGGCGGAACAGUGGAAACAAGUAGACGCCAAAAUACUAGAGACAAUCGUUAUGUGGGUUAAGGCUGAACCAGAAGAACCCACGCCCUCGUUUGAUGGAUCGGGAUGGUGUAAGGGUGUAAAGAUUCUUAAAUGCAAUGAUGAGUACACUAUGCAAUGGAUCACAAAGGUCGUUCGGGAGCUCGACGGAUUAUGGGACGGUGCACAGUUGGCGGUAGUGGCUAAAGAGGAUAUUCCAAAUUUGCCGCGCGCAAAAGUUCGAGUACCUAGUACGAUUAAACCGGAGGUCGCUUUACUACUACUUCAAAGGCAAAAUACCGAUAUACCAACAGAGAAUUGGAAGGUGAUUCACCAAGGUGAACCAGACGCCAACGGCCUGGAUUUGAUUCUUCAAAUUAAUAAAGAGGCAGAAGAUAAGCUCUACGCACGUUUCGGCAAGAUGUUUUUGGGUACAGAUUCUGUCUACCUGAAACUCAAAAGACGUCACCCUGAGGAUGGUAAUGUGAACACGCUGGAUGACGAAGAGUUAGAACAGGACUUCGGUACGUGAUUAGCAACCGCGGUCACUCAUAUUUAUUCCAGAAAUAAAGAAAUGGUGAGGGGGGGGGGGGGGGGGGGAUAGUUAUAGUAUGUUGGCCAAAGACGCACCCGGAGGGAUGCGGAUCCAGUUUCAAGGAAGGCUCCACUACGGCGUCUGCCACAAAUUGUCAACGAUUUCUUCGUAGUGAUGCUUGGACCAAGUAACGAUAAUUGCUAUUGAAUACAUCAAACACAAUUUUUAAGCGCCAUACAAAUAACCGCUAAGGCUGAAAGUGGAAACCGAAAGCUUUGCAUAAAGUGGUAGGUGCGAGCGGAAAUUCACACCGCUGCCAGCGAGCCGGAAUUAACGUAAUUUUUGAGUUCUUCAAAUCAGAAAGAUGCUUGUUAAAAAUCACUUAAAGUUCGGCGGCCUCAAUUGAGCUUAAGCGUGGACAUAAGUCUUAUUACUAUCUUGGAGAAACGUUCAAAAAAUUUACAACACAAGAAAAGCUGGAAGAUAUUGCUUUUUAAAUGACCUGCAUUUGGUGAAGAUUUUCGCCGAAUAGUUUGACUUGAUCAGAAUCUCGGUUGCAGAAUGGUUCGCUGACGACGAAGGAUUAAAAAAAAAAACAUUCUUUGAAUACUUUGGCCACUAAAAG